Solanum verrucosum is the source of this 2266-nucleotide messenger RNA. RefSeq names its product pentatricopeptide repeat-containing protein At3g48250, chloroplastic. The record is from RefSeq and is a predicted model, not a curated record. Lineage: Eukaryota; Viridiplantae; Streptophyta; Magnoliopsida; Solanales; Solanaceae. Bases 42 to 1970 code for a protein of 642 amino acids. Gene Ontology annotation, molecular function: protein binding. The transcript has a single exon. Gene Ontology annotation, biological process: RNA splicing.
CCCUUUCAAGGGUUUCUCAAGGGUUUUGCAUCCCCGCAGCCAUGAAUCACGGCAAGAGAAUCCUGAGUUCGCUUCGAUUGAGGAAUUCUCUGUUUUUCACUCAGCUUUCACGAUCCCCUUCUUCCAAUCAUCAGGUGACUCAACACUUAUAUCUUUCUCCUUCACUUCUCACGCAAAUUUACACUUCCACUAGUAUUCUCGGUGCAAGUCAAAAUGUCUUCUUUUCAUCAAAAACUGAAUCUUUUGUUGACAUUAUACUAUCCAACGACUGGUCGAAACAAUUAGAAAAGGAUUUAGGAAAAAUUGAUUUUCCGGUGACCCAUGAAGCUGUUAUGUAUUUGUUGAAGAAACUUGAUAAAGAACCGCGAAAGGCAGGGGAUUUCUUGAAAUGGGUUGUUAAGCAAAAGGGGUUUAAACCUAGUUCUUCUAUGUACAGUUUAAUGCUUAGAAUUUAUGCUAACAGGGAUUCAAUGAAGGACUUUUGGACUACUAUUAAGGAAAUGAAAGAGAAUGGGUUUUAUAUUGACGAGGAAACGUAUAAAUCAAUUCAUUCUAUUUUUCGGAAUUUGAAAAUGGAAACUGAUGCCACCGCUUUGAAGCAUUUUUAUGGGAGGAUGAUUAAAGAUAAUGCUAUGGGUGAUGUGGCGAAAGAUGUGUCUGAAUUGAUUACAAAACAUGAAUGGGGAGUUGAGGUGGAGAGACAAUUAGGCGAGAUGAAACUCCCGGUGUCGGAUAAUUUUGUGCUUAGGGUGUUGAAGGAACUUAGAGAAAUAGGAUAUCCACUGAAAGCUUUCAGCUUUUUCAAAUGGGUUGCGAGGAAUUUAGAUUUUCAGCACACCACCGUUACUUAUAAUGGGAUUCUUAGGGUUCUUUGCCGAGAAGAGUCGAUUGAGGAGUUCUGGGGUGUGGUAAAAGAGAUGAUGGGCCUGGGGUUUGAAAUAGAUCUUGAUACAUAUAUAAAAAUCUCAAGGCAUUUUCAGAAGAUUAAGAUGUUGAAAGAUGCAGUAGAACUAUAUGAACUGAUGAUGGAUGGUCAGUUUAAACCAUCACUUGGUGAGUGCAAUAUUCUUUUAAGAUCCAUUGCACAGUCACAUCCCUCAGAUCUUGAUUUGCUAUUUAGAGUUGUGGAAAAAUUUGAGGCCGCAGGGCAUUCACGCUCAAAGAUUAUUUAUGAUGUCAUUCAUAGGUGUUUGACUAACUUGGGGCGAUUUGAGGAAGCAGAGAAGAUAACAGAAGCUAUGAGAGAUGCAGGAUUUGAACCUGACAAUAUUACCUACAGCCAAUUAAUAUAUGGACUUUGCAAAGUGAGGAGGCUGGAGGAGGCAUCAAAGGUGAUAGAUGUGAUGGAAGAAUGUGGAUGCAUUCCGGAUAUCAAGACUUGGACUGUUCUGAUACAAGGGCAUUGUUUUGCUGGUGAAGUUGAUAAGGCGCUGUUUUGUUUUGCUAAGAUGAUGGAGAGAAAUGUUGAUACAGAUGCUGAUCUGUUGGAUGUACUACUUAAUGGUUUUCUGAGUCAAAGAAGAGUUUUUGGUGCAUAUCAGUUAUUGACCGAGUUGGUGAAUAAGUUUCAAAUGCGCCCAUGGCAAGCAACAUACAAACUUGUCAUUCAAAAGCUCUUAGGGGAAAGGAAAUUUGAAGAAGCGCUUGAUCUACUCCGUCGGAUGAAGAAACACAAUUAUCCACCUUUUCCAGAACCCUUUCUUCAAUAUAUUUCAAAGUCAGGAACAGUGGAAGAUGCAGUGGAGUUUUUGAAGGCGUUGAGCGUCAAGGACUAUCCAUCUGUUUCAGCCUACCAACAUGUUUUCCAGUCCUUCUUUGCAGAAGGUAGACAUUCUGAGGCAAAAGAUCUGCUCUACAAGUGCCCACAUCAUAUUCGCCAACACCCAGCAAUUUGUGGCCUCUUUGGUUCGUCAAAUUCUAACAGUGGAAAAGUGAAAAGGUUCCCCCGGCAGAGCUCGACUCCUGUGUAGGCACAAGGUGCAAUUAGUGAAAUCUGGGAGGAGGAUUAAGCCUUAAGGUUAGUAUCUGAUAAGAGCUCCCGAUGCUAACCUCGCCAGGAUCUUCAACUUUAAAAGACAAUUACACAAGUUAAUCAGAUAGCUCCAGAUAUCACUCUAUUAGCUGGUUCAGCCAAUGCAUGCAAAAAUCUUGCCAGGUUCAUGUCUUUAAGAUUUUUCACUUAGAACCUGAAUAAGGUUGAUUUCCUUGUAUUCAUUGUGUUUAUUUCACAAUUAUAUGCUCUUAUAUUUACUUGAAAAAAGUGGCA